Molecule: messenger RNA, 1089 nt
Organism: Laetiporus sulphureus 93-53
Lineage: Eukaryota; Fungi; Basidiomycota; Agaricomycetes; Polyporales; Laetiporaceae
Product: Mg2+ transporter protein cora-like protein
Exons: 13
Coding region: 1-1089 (362 amino acids)
Biological process (GO): mitochondrial magnesium ion transmembrane transport
Cellular component (GO): mitochondrial inner membrane
Molecular function (GO): magnesium ion transmembrane transporter activity
Source: RefSeq, a predicted model, not a curated record
AUGGCAAUUAUGGCGAAGAAGAUGCAGGAGCGGCCUAAUCCCGACCUCAUGCUGAGAUGCACGAUCCUGGACUCUGAAGGCAAUGUUACGACGGUCUCCGGUCUAUUCAGAAGGGCGGAUCUAUGCGCAGAGCACCGUCUGAACCCCCGUGACCUUCGUAAAAUUGACUCGAGGAUCCCCAACCUUGUCCCCACCAUCCUCGUGCGGAAGGAAGUCAUCCUCGUGAAUAUAUUGCACAUUCGUGCACUUAUCAAAGCCGAUGCCGUCGUUUUGUUCGACACGUUCGGAUCCGCGGACUCGCGGGUUCAUUCAUCCUUUCUGGAGUACCUCGAGCAAAAUUUGAAAAUCAAGAGCUCCGGCCUGCCGUAUGAGUUUCGCGCGCUGGAGUCGAUUCUUUUAUCGGUGCUUGGUGCUCUGGAGACGGACAUGGUGUUCACCCGCAAUCUAGUUGGCGGGUUACUUGUGGAGCUUGAGGAUGAUAUAGAUCAUGAUCGGUUCAAACGGCUGCUUCAUUAUUCGAGACGGUUGGCAGGUUUUCAGAAUAGGGCAAAGCUGGUGCAAGAAGCGUUGGAGGAAGUUCUUGAGCAAGACGAGGAUCUAGCGGCGAUGUAUCUGAGCGAUAAAAAGAAUGGCACGCCACGCGCGCCAAGUGACCAUGAAGAGCUUGAGGUCCUCUUGGAGUCCUUCGCCAAACAAGUGGAGGAAAUUGUAAAUGAGGCGGAAAGUAUUCAGAGCAACGUGCAAUCGACCCAAGAGAUCGUAGAACUAUUGUUAGACUCUAAUCGUAAUGCCUUGCUUGCGCUGGAUUUGAAGGUAUCCAUAUGGACGAUGGGCAUUGGCGUCGGCACGCUGCUGGCUGGGCUAUUUGGCAUGAAUCUGAGGAGUCACAUGGAAGAACACGACUGGGCCUUCGGCAUCAUGUCCACGUUCAGCAUCCUCGCGGCCAUUGGUUUCGCCGUGAGCGGCUUACGGACGCUGCGCAAAAUCCGCAAAGUGGGCCUGGCGUCGAACAAUGGCAAGGCAGGCGCGCGUGCGAGGGGGCGCUGGUUCCAUCCGCUGCGGGACGCACGUCGGACACCUUGGUCAUGA